Messenger RNA from Entelurus aequoreus (snake pipefish), 2145 nucleotides. RefSeq lists its product as uncharacterized. Bases 508 to 1548 code for a protein of 346 amino acids. Gene Ontology annotation, molecular function: cytokine activity. The record is from RefSeq and is a predicted model, not a curated record. Gene Ontology annotation, biological process: inflammatory response; immune response; positive regulation of gene expression. Lineage: Eukaryota; Metazoa; Chordata; Actinopteri; Syngnathiformes; Syngnathidae. The transcript has 7 exons.
GGUUAAUAUUUAGUGUUGCAAUACUUCUUCAUGGUUAAUAUUUAGCGUAGCAAUACUUCUUCAUAUUCUUACUUCAUGGUUAAUAUUUAGUGUUGCAGUACUUCUUCAUUUUCUUACUUCAUGGUUAAUAUUUAGUGUUGCAGUACUUCUUCAUUUUCUUACUUCAUGGUUAAUAUUUAGUGUUGCAGUGCACAAGGAGACCACGGACUACCGGAAGCCCAUUCUGGUUCUGAGAGGAGGAUAGAAGAGCAACUUCCUCUUCUGGUUAAAACAGAAGUGGAAAACUACAGGGGGCUUCACACACCACACACACACACACACACACACACACACACACACACACACACACACACACACACACACACACACACACACACACACACACACACACACACACACACACACACACACACACACACACACACACAUUUACGAUGCCUCUAUCAUCAUCAUCAUCAUCAUCAUCAUCAUCAUCAUCAUCCUCAUCAUUUGGACAGUGGCAGCAACAUGGAGUCUGUCAUCAAUGGAAGUGUGCUGAUCCUUCACCAGCUCCAACAUGGGAAGCACCAGUACCAAGUGGAAAAUGUGGUCCAGUACCAAAGAUCAAGCAGCGCAAAACCAAUGAUGAGACGAGGAGACAAGCUGAUGCAGAUUAAUGGCAGCGACCUGCAGGAUUUCACCCCUGAAGCCUUGGCUCAGACCAUCGCUGAGGGCCGUCCCAUGUUGACGGUGCACAAGGCGGGGGCUCAGAAGCCGCUCCACUGCUCCGAGGAGGAUGUUCUUCAUCCCGUCUCCAAGGAGCAGACUGUGCUGCAGUUCAGCAUGCGGAUGUUGCGAGAAGAAGACGCGCACGGAGGCGAAGGAGGCGGCUCAGGACAAGGCGGCGGAUGUCCAGUUGGCGACGACCACAAGCCAGGCGGCGACCUUCUGGUGGUCUCCAUGACCAAAACCAGCAUCUCGGUGAUCAGAGGGCGGGGCUGUGAGGCUGGCAGCACCUGUAAGGGAUGUCACGGCACAGGAUGCACCCUCAAAGACGUGGUCAUGGUGUCAGAGUCCAGCACCGUCACACUCGUUUCAAGAGGAGGCGGAACCUUCAAGCUGCAGAAGUCUUUGGACACGCCCAUCGAACAUGUGGCCUCCCACAAAUACCUGCACGGGAUUUGCUCCCAGAAGACUAUAUAUGCAUCAGCUAAUCCAGAGAAAAUGACCAUCUACUACUACAAGUCCACGUGUCCAGAGUCCAGGUUCCCCGUGGUGUUGAACUUCUCAGGCUCCGACUGCUUCCUCAGGUGCUCCAAGAAAGGCGAGCAGGUGCUCCUGCAAGUGGAGGCGUGUGAGAAGCAGAAACUGAAAAGCAUCUCCCUGAAGGAUGACAUCAUCCUGUCUUACGUCUUCUACAUGAAGAGUGACGUCACCAAGCAGCGGCACUUUGAGUCUGCUCUCUACCCGGGUUGGUUCAUCCAGGUGUGCUCCUCAGACGCCGUGCAGGUGGCACAGCUGCCAGAGCGCACGCAGCCCGAGCCCUUCCUCUUCAUCAUCCAGACCUAGACCUCAACGCAGAGACACUCAGGUGCCUUGUCAAGUGUAAAAAGAAGUGAAGUUAUUAUCACUGCCUAUGUUUCUGGACAAAUAUAAGUUAAGAGUGGCACCUCCAUUUAUGAACCUACUUGGUUCUUCAUGAAUGGAAAAGUUUGUAAAGUGAGGCAAACAAUGUCCAUAUGAAUAAUUGGUUCCAGCUUGCACAAAAGUCCAUAUUUGAACACAAUAUAAAAUACUAAAUGUCAAGCAAACUUUCUAUUUAUUAACAAGACAAAACAACAACGACAAGCUAAACUGUCCUGGAUGUGCUGUUCUGCAAACGCACGCAACAGAAGUCCCUUUGGUGCCCUUACAAACGAUCAGAAAUCACAAAAAUGUUCUUAAUUAUAACAACCAUACUGCUACAAUAAUCUAGAAAAAAGUCAAAUCUACUCGCCACAAAUUAACGUCGACGGCGGCACACAAGAUGAGCGAAUGAAGCCUUGCUACAUAUUUGUUGCCAUGUGAAGGUUGGUAAACAUAGAAGUUGACAAAUAAAGGGUUAGUACAUGGAUGUUCCACGUUCAUAACUCACAAUAAUUCAUACAUUUCAUGCAAAACGUAUUU